AUGAGUGAAUCCGCAAAUGAUUAUUUAAAACGAUUUUUGUCCGACGUGGAUGGUGUAGUGGGUCUGUACGUGUCCGAUAAAGACGGUGUGAUUAUUGCAAGCGGUAAGUGUUUGGAUCAAAUUCUCAUCUACUUUGUAUGUGCAGCCUCAACCGAGGAAAUGCCAGAUCAGGCUAUGUCCCCCUGCUUGGUUUCUGCGUUCAUCAGCUCCCUGGAACAAGCAACCAAGCUGGGUAUGGGUGCUGUGAAUUGGAUGGUUACUCGGUUUCAAGACAUGGUGAUUUGCCAGUUCAGUUUCUCAAGCAGCAAAACCCCGCUCCCAAUCUUCUUGACUGUGGUUGGAACGCCAGAUUGCGAUUUAGGUUCCAUUAUCGCUUUGGAACCCUCCGUUCGACCGCUUUUGGCUCGUCUCGCACCGCAAGCGGCCUCUCGAUUACAAAGCGAAGCAAUGAUCAAUCAAAGUUCCGGCGGGCAGUAUUUUCGCGUAUAA
This is a messenger RNA of Echinostoma caproni, 489 nucleotides long. Lineage: Eukaryota; Metazoa; Platyhelminthes; Trematoda; Plagiorchiida; Echinostomatidae. The record is from the annotation of a GenBank genome assembly.